AUGGGACACACGAGCUUGAAAUGUUGCAAUACAGAGUUCUUCCUCUAUAUUGUAGCAGUUGUGUUUCUAGUGUUGUGCGCUGGUUUGAUGUCUGGGCUCACGUUAGGCCUCAUGUCUAUGAGCAUUAUUGAUCUUGAGGUUCUAGCAAAAUCUGGAACGCCCAAAGACCGUCUCCAUGCUUCAAAGAUCUUACCCAUUAUGAAGCAACAACAUCUAUUGCUAUGCACGCUUCUGAUCAGCAAUGCUGCUGCUAUGGAGGCACUUCCUGUUUUUCUUGAUGAAUUAGUACCGGAUUGGGGAGCAAUUCUUCUUUCUGUGACAUUGAUACUCCUCUUUGGUGAGAUCAUACCACAAUCUCUCUGUACACGAUAUGGGUUAGCCAUUGGUGCAACUGUUGCUCCAAUUGUCCGCGUUCUUAUUUGGUUUUGGUUUCCGGUAGCCUAUCCAAUAAGCAAGAUUUUAGACUACCUAUUGGGGAAAGGACAUAAAGCUCUGUUUCGACGAGCUGAAUUGAGAACACUAGUUGACAUGCACGGUAACAAGGCAGGAAAGGGGGGAGAGUUAUUGCUUCAUGAGACAACUAUAAUUGCAGGAGCACUUGAUCUCACUGAGAAGACUGCAAGGGAUGCCAUGACUCCAAUAUCUGAAACUUUUGGUAUUGACGUCAAUGCCAAUCUCGACAGGGAUCUGAUAAAUUUAAUCUUGGAGAAGGGACAUAGCAGGGUUCCAGUGUACUACGAACAUCCAACAAACAUAAUCGGACUUGUCCUGGUAAAGAAUUUGGUGACAAUUAAUCCAAGAGACAACCUUUCUGUGAAGAGUGUAACAAUACGGCGUAUUCCAAGAGUUUCAGCGACAAUGCCAUUGUAUGACAUACUUAAUGAAUUCCAGAAAGGUCUCAGCCACAUGGCUGCUGUUGUGAAAAAGCACGAUGGCACGACCGAGAAAGAAAGCGCCAAUCUGUCGAAUGGGGUAAGAGAAGUGAGAUUGAGCAUUCCUGGAGAAAGCUUUUAUCAGAGGAAAAGCUCAAGGGCCAGACGAUCAUUGAGGAAGUCAAAGAGAUACAAUGCAAAUAUUUCACGAAGGGAAUACUCGAAAAGCAGAAGGUGGUCAGAGGAAGUUCAUCCUGCGAUCCUGCCAAUUAAGGAAAAAUCACUUUCAGCACUUUCAUCAGAAGAAGUAAUUGGGAUCAUUACCAUGGAAGAUGUAAUUGAGGAGCUUCUAAAUGAAGAGAUCUAUGAUGAGACAGAUCAUCUUGAAGCCAAUUCCUUGUCUAGACUCGGCCGCAUCAGCAUAGAUAAUUGACACGGGGUGUAUUCUUGGAGCAUCAAAUCAACGUUCGAUGAUGUUUAUUUAUGCAACAUUUCUUCCGUAGACUAUGAAUUGAUUGAUUUGCAUAAGUUAUUUCUUCCGUUAAUGAUGUUCAGUUAUGCAAUAUUUCAAUCCCUGACUUCCCACAUUAACACCUCCAACAGCCUCUGCUACUGUAGAUGAGAUCCACACAUAGCUUUGACUUCCCACAGGAACAUGUUUGGCGCUCUAACAAAAUAGAAAUUUUUCCCUCUGGAAACUUCCUUCUUCAUAGACAAGAUAUCAUUUACCAAAUAAAUAUUUCUUUUUUCCAGGAACUCAACUGGACAUGAAAUAAAUUGUCAAAAGCAAUAGAUCGAUGUUGAAAUAUCCACCUAUACCAGAUUAUACCUGUGUGUUCAUUUUGAGUUCUUCAAAACAGCUGAUGGAUUACACAUUUGAAGUUAUAUGGUAUCAGAUUACCAUUAUUCUAACAGAUUAGUUAUUUAGCUUGAAUUUAGCUCUUUGAUGAUGUACAAUAAGUUGGAUAAUCAUGAACAGAAAAUGAAUAGCUAGAUUACUUUCAAUAUUCAAAACAUAUUAUAGAAAGGUUAUGCCAGAAACUUGAGAAAAUUACAGGAAUCGAAUUUAUUUUGUGUGAUUUGUAAUUAGGGUUCUAGCUA
Messenger RNA from Nicotiana tabacum (common tobacco), 1973 nucleotides. RefSeq names its product DUF21 domain-containing protein At2g14520-like. Gene Ontology annotation, cellular component: cytoplasm. Gene Ontology annotation, biological process: intracellular manganese ion homeostasis; magnesium ion homeostasis. The record is from RefSeq and is a predicted model, not a curated record. NCBI's taxonomy places the organism in Eukaryota, Viridiplantae, Streptophyta, Magnoliopsida, Solanales, Solanaceae.